AUGUCCUCACCGGCGCCCAACUUUGCCUCUUCGCCCUUCUCCAUCACCUCCCCGCGUCGCAUCCCGAAAUCGAAGUUCACGUACAAGCACCUCCACCAGCUGAAGUCGUAUAGUCCGCAAACGCCUCUUCGCGUCAUCGCGCACGUCGAUCUCGAUGCUUUCUACGCGCAAUGCGAGACUGUUCGCCUCGGUCUUGACCCCUCAUUGCCACUCGCAGUACAGCAAUGGCAGGGUCUCAUAGCGAUCAACUACCCGGCACGAGCAUUCGGACUGAGUAGACAUGUGACCUCUUCAGAGGCGCUGAAGCAAUGUCCCGACCUCAUACUACAACAUGUGGCAACAUGGAAGGAGGGUGACGAGAAAUGGGCAUACCAUGAAGAUUCGUUCAAGAACAUGGCAACGCACAAAGUCAGCCUGGACCCAUACCGGUUGGAGUGUAGAAGAAUCUUGAAAUGCAUAAAAGAGUCGCUACCCGACAAGGAGCAACGAGUCGAGAAAGCGAGUAUCGACGAGGUGUUCAUGGACUUGAGUGGCCAGAUACACACAAUACUGCUGGAGAGAUACCCUGAACUGAGAGGACCGGCGCCCUAUGAUGAUCCAACAGAACGACUACCCAAAGUACCAACAACGGUCUUGGACUGGGCUGCUGAUGCGCUCGUCGAAACAGGCGAAGAGGACGGCGAAGAUCAAGACCCGGAUUGGGACGAUGUAUGCACCGUCAUCGCCUCCGAGAUUGUACGCGACGUUCGCAAGAACAUCAAGGAGAAGUUGGGAUAUACUUGCUCUGGAGGCGUCGCCAAGAACAAGAUGCUGGCCAAGCUAGGUUCAGGAUACAAGAAGCCAAACCAGCAGACUGUGAUCCGAAAUCGCGCUAUUAAACACUUUCUCUCCGACAUGAAGUUCACCAAGAUUCGAAUGCUUGGUGGCAAACUUGGAGACGAAGCAGUUGCGAUGUUCGGCACGGACCUGGUCAAGAGUCUUAUGGAGCAGCCCUUGGAACAGCUCAAAAAGCUGGGCGAUGACACAGGUAGCUGGCUGUACAACAUCAUAAGAGGCGAAGACCACAGCGAAGUUAAUCCCCGCACUCAAAUAAAGAGCAUGUUGUCAGCAAAGUCCUUCCGUCCCGCAAUCAACUCGUUCGAGCAAGGGGUUGUGGUUGAUGGCCGAGCCUGGCCUUGCGCCAACCUCUCCCUGAGCGUGGGAGGCUUCGAGGAUGGCAUCACCAACAACAAAGGCAUCGGCAGCUUUCUGGUCCGUGGAGAAGAAGCCAAGGCAAUGAUGUCUACGGGCAGAUCAGUUAGCACUGGCGAACCACCAGCCAAGCGACGAAAGACGAAAGGCAAUAUUGCACAGUUCUUCGGCCCUAAAGACGACAAGAAAAAGGACUUUGAUGCUGCCAGAGCUAUAUUAUUGAAGGCACACAGCGAGUCAACGAGGGAAGAAGCAGAAGAUGACAUGGAUGAGCCUGAGGACGAAGAUAUGUUUGAAGACGCGCACGAAGAAGAGGAGAGGAGGCCUUCCACUCCGACACUAGAACGGCACAGCUCGAAUGUCGACAUGUACAGAUCAGACACGCCGCCGUCGGCACAGCCCCCGCCCCGAUCACACUCUCCUCCUUCGUACCAACAACCGUCAGAUGAUAUCGUUAGUCAGUCUAAACACCCACCUCAACAAAAGACCCUCGACACAUACUUCUGCGCCCAGUGCAACAUACACCUGCCUACGGACGAGAAGGCGGAGCACAUAGACUACCACUUUGCUCUCGACUUAUCAAAGGAGAUGCGACAUGAAGAGCGGAACCCACCCGCUCCGCAACCUGUAGCUCAGAGCGGGCGCAAAACACCCACUGGUUCGAAGCCAACCAGAGGCCGAGGUCGACCACCAGGUGGCGGUGGUGUCAGCAGAAGUGGUGGUGCAGAGAAGGGACAGGCCAAGUUGGCUUUUGGACGACAAGGCUGA
Molecule: messenger RNA, 1959 nt
Organism: Parastagonospora nodorum SN15
Lineage: Eukaryota; Fungi; Ascomycota; Dothideomycetes; Pleosporales; Phaeosphaeriaceae
Exons: 2
Coding region: 1-1959 (652 amino acids)
Biological process (GO): response to radiation; error-prone translesion synthesis
Cellular component (GO): replication fork; nucleus; site of double-strand break
Molecular function (GO): DNA-directed DNA polymerase activity
Source: RefSeq, a predicted model, not a curated record